AUGUGUAAACACAUCCUCAAUGCCCAAGUGUCGAUCCGCGCACCAUGCUGCCAGAAGUUUUUCGAUUGCCCCGAAUGCCACGCAGAGUCACAAGACCACACACUGAGGAAAACGAUCGAGAUGGCGUUCAUCUGCAAAAAGUGCCGCAAGGCGUUCCGCAAAGACCUCGCACAGUACGAAGAGUCGGACGAGUUCUGUCCGCACUGCGACAACCACUAUGUGGUCGAGGCGAAGACGCCACAAGCGGUGCUGAGCGUGGAGGGCGAAGACGCACGCGUGGACAACCGCAUGCUGCGCGACGACCGCGUCAAGUACGACCCGCGCAAGGACUUUUUCUUCCGCCGUGUGGCCGUGCAGGAGACCGAACGCAUCGACGAGGGCGGCUGGCUGCAGGCCAUCAAGGACCGCGCCGCGGGUAAGCUGGGUCCUGAUGGUCUUCCGAUCGACGGUGCCGGCCCGCUGGGAGAAGACGGCAAGCCGCUGCUGGAUGCAUCGGCGUUGGGGGGUGGUAUGGGCCGGCCGCCGCAAUGGAGCAAGUUCAACGACGAUGAUCUGGACUGGUCCUAG
Molecule: messenger RNA, 567 nt
Organism: Sporisorium graminicola
Lineage: Eukaryota; Fungi; Basidiomycota; Ustilaginomycetes; Ustilaginales; Ustilaginaceae
Exons: 4
Coding region: 1-567 (188 amino acids)
Biological process (GO): protein import into mitochondrial intermembrane space
Cellular component (GO): mitochondrial intermembrane space
Molecular function (GO): zinc ion binding
Source: RefSeq, a predicted model, not a curated record